AUGUCCGGCGGCCCUGCGACUGGCAGGCGGAUGCAGAGACCAAUCCCAAGGUGCUGGUGGGUGGCAGCCAGUGGUAAUCGCGAUGGGACUUUGGGCUGGAGAGGCUUUUUAGGGCCUGGUGCUGGAUCCUGCGACGGGUGUGAUCAGGGGCCAAUGGCCAGCCCGUGGCAGAGUGGGAGCCGAAAGUCUCCAAAAUGCAGGUCCGUGGCUGCCGAGGAGGAUGCUGGAAGUUCCACGUCUUCGGGCUGGAGGAAUCCGCGGACCUUGCAUCAACGGUCUGCUGAACGCCGUGACGAAGAGGCUCUGGGAGACACUGCGCAGCUCUCCCGAGACGCCGCCGAGGCCAAGUUGGUGGCGGUCCUCUACGCCGAGCAUGUUUUGGGCUGCUGA
Symbiodinium sp. CCMP2592 is the source of this 390-nucleotide messenger RNA. Lineage: Eukaryota; Dinophyceae; Suessiales; Symbiodiniaceae. The record is from the annotation of a GenBank genome assembly.